AUGCCCAUUUUGCAGAAGAGGAAACUGAACCUCAAAGAGGCGCCCUGGAGGCUGCCCACCUGUGCAGCCCGGUCCCCCUGGCCUCACGGGGGGCAGAUCGAGUUCCGGAACUUUGGGCUGAGAUACCAGCCUGAGCUCCCACUGGCCGUCCGGGGUGUGUCCUUCAAGAUCCACGCCGGAGAGAAGGUGGGCAUCGUUGGCAGGACGGGGGCCGGGAAGUCCUCCCUGGCCGGGGGCCUCCUGCGGCUCCUGGAGGCGGCCGAGGGGGGGAUUUGGAUCGACGGGGUCCCCAUCGCCCACGUGGGGCUACACACGCUGCGGUCCAGGAUCACCAUCAUCCCCCAGGACUCGGCGCUGUUCCCCGGCUCUCUGCGGAUGAACCUGGACAUACUGAAUGAGCACACGGAUGAGGCCAUCUGGGAAGCCUUGGAGACCGUGCAGCUCAGAGCCGUGGUGGCCAGCCUGCCGGGCCAGCUGCAGUAUGAGUGUGCCGAGCAAGGUCACAGCCUGAGUGUGGGCCAGAAGCAGCUCCUGUGUCUGGCGAGGGCCCUUCUGCGGAAAACCCGGAUCCUCAUCCUGGAUGAGGCCACGGCCGCCGUGGACCCAGGCACGGAGCUCCAGAUGCAGGCCGCCCUCGGCAGCUGGUUCGCCCGGUGCACGGUGCUGCUCAUCGCCCACCGCCUGUGCUCUGUGAUGGACUGCGCCAGGGUGCUCGUCCUGGACAAGGGGCAGAUGGCAGAGAGUGGCAGCCCGGCCCAGCUGCUGGCCCAGAAGGGCCUGUUUUACAGGCUGGCGCAGGAAUCGGGCCUGGUCUGAGCCCUCAACUCUCGCCUUGUCGUACCAGCCCAGAGAGACUGCUGUGCCCUGGGGGUGCCAGGGACCCAGGGGUCAUCGGUUGGCACCGCUCUCUGGGAGGAAAAUGGCAGAGGAAGUGGCCAACCGUCACAGACCUGGGAGGACACAGCAAUGCCCAGGUCGGUCUGAUCAGGGCUCGUCCAGCCUCGUCCACCCCGGAGCUGAAGUUGCUGGUGGCUCUCCGCGCUGGCUGCCCAGGGGCCUCACCCAAGGGGCUCAAAAACCCACCCAUGCCCGGGCUCCACCACAGACCCUGAAAAUCAACAUCCCCGGGGCUGGGGCUGGGGCUGGCGGGGGAAGGGUGGAGCAUGUACCUUUUACAAAUUACCCUCUUUAUUUUGAGAUGGUUGUAGAUGGACAAGCAAUUAUAAGAAAUA
This is a messenger RNA of Leptonychotes weddellii (Weddell seal), 1232 nucleotides long. NCBI's taxonomy places the organism in Eukaryota, Metazoa, Chordata, Mammalia, Carnivora, Phocidae. The record is from RefSeq and is a predicted model, not a curated record.